Talaromyces proteolyticus is the source of this 1728-nucleotide messenger RNA. Its product is annotated as R3H-associated N-terminal domain-containing protein. Bases 298 to 1419 code for a protein of 373 amino acids. Gene Ontology annotation, molecular function: nucleic acid binding. NCBI's taxonomy places the organism in Eukaryota, Fungi, Ascomycota, Eurotiomycetes, Eurotiales, Trichocomaceae. The transcript has 3 exons. The record is from RefSeq and is a predicted model, not a curated record.
UUCUACAUUCAUAUACAUAUAUAUGUAUAUAAUUAGGAUAAAAAUUCAGGUGUAAUAAUUAAUCACGAUGACUCAGGCAGGUAGCGUGGGUCCAGUGCCAGCCCACCAAUCACAGCGCCCCUAGCGGGCACACGCAGAUAAGACUGGUUGGUCUCUCGCUCUUAUCGCAGCGAUCGAGGUCAACCCAUCUUCUCUCUUCAUCGCGUCUCAUCGCGUCUCAUCAGGUUCCUCAGACAAAGAACGCCUCCUUCGACUGUAUUCUUCUGCGCUUAGAAUAGCAAUUGAACUCGCCGCGCCAUGGCCAUCCACCCGACUGUCCCGCGAGAUCCCUCCCGGGUAACCUCGCUGACCGGCCAGCGGGCUCUCGACAUCUCGGCCUGGACAGAAGAGACCGCAGCCUCUCUCGAAUCUCUGGACAUUUCCGAUUCCACCGCCGAAAUCCAUAUCUCGCUUGAUCCACCGAGUAGCAGUGCUCUUCGCGGCACGUCCACUCCAUUGUCGAUUCCUCUCGACGACCCGAUCGCGACCAAAGCCGAGAACUCGCCUCCACGCGUGAAAAUCAUCGGCAAGCCGCAGGAAGAGAACGACUCGUCCACGUACCAUCGUCGCGAACCGAUUCGGCGAGAUAGCUUGAAAAGGCGCGAGAGCUUGUUGAAGGGGAAAGAGGGCAGUCGGCGUAGACAACGCUGGGAGAAUGAUCGGCUCCUGACGAAUCCCUGGGCCCAACCCCCGGCGCCGAGUGACUGGUUCGUUCAGCCCACGCAUACCCGGCAUGAUCCUCUUCCGUACUACCUGGCUCCGCUGUGGGAUACACAUUUUGCGUACAAAGAAGACAGCAAGUCAUCCAGCCACACGAAAGGAGACAAGAACAACGGCGAUGAGAAGAGUCGAGUAUCAAAGGAAGUCCGACAGAGCCUCAAACACGCCCGUGCGGCACGGGGGAUGCUGCAAGAUUUAGAAGAGGAUAUCCGGCAGUUUCUCGAGAAAUGGAACGAACGACAGCUGCAGCUGCGCGAGGGAAGUCCUGCAACCGAAUCGGAUUUCGAAGACUCGGAUGAGGAGAUUGUAUUCGUUGGUCGCAACGGCCAGAUGUAUGAUGCCCCCACCCGCAAAGUCCCGUCUCAGCGUCUGGACGAGGGUGAGGAGGAUGGAGAGAAAAUGGUAUUUGAGAGUCUAGCGCACGAUCGAGGAGCUGUGUUCGGACGCUGGCUCGUGCAUUCAAUUGCUACCUACUACGGCCUGUAUACCUGGUCCGUUACCGCCGGCAACCCUGCUCGUCGAAAGGCAUACGUCGGGCUGCAUCCUCCCUCGACCAAAGAGCAGAUCUCUUUCCCAUCGGGACAACCCGUGGCGUGCGGGGCGUCGCUGAGUAUCAAACCUGGGGAGCCUCUUCCAAAACCUCUUUGGGGGCAAGUAUGACCAAGUAUAGAACUAUCAUCUACACAUUUUGGUAUAUUCGUCACUGGCAGCAAUAGAUAGACGUAAUACAUAGCAUUGCUCAUUUCAUAUACAUGUGAUAGGUCUAAGCCAGAUUUAACAUGCUGUAUAUGUCAGACUCGCCGAGCUGCGGCGGAAGAUGCCGACGAGACAACGAUCUCAACACGAGCUCACUCGCAUUAUUCAGUAUUCACCGAGAUGCGUGAUGCCAUGCGGUGCUCCAGAUCAUGCAGAAUCAGAUGGUUCGAGAGCGCCCAGACAUUAAUACAAUAAACUUGAAACUAAUAUAAU